Messenger RNA from Carica papaya (papaya), 1023 nucleotides. Lineage: Eukaryota; Viridiplantae; Streptophyta; Magnoliopsida; Brassicales; Caricaceae. The record is from RefSeq and is a predicted model, not a curated record.
AUGGCCGGUGGCAACCACCCAAAAUCCUCUUCUCACAAGCCUUCUUCCUCCUCCGCCCCGACCGCCGUCGCUGCUGCUGCCGCUCCCUCCUCUUCCCAUCGUAAAUCACGCUGGGGUUCUGCCGCUACAACCACUACCAGCACCCCCAACAGCAACCCCAAUAAUAACCAGACACCGGCCGAUCAGAAACCGGGCGACUCAAAACUUUCAAAGGCGAACCCUUCACCAAAAACCGGCCCAACGCCCAGCCCGGCCCACCCCAAGACCUCAACUGAACCGGCUCCUCGUUCCUCCGCCCCUGCGCAAAUCCCGCCGUUUGCAUUCCCGGACCCCGCCGCGUUGGGCCCGCCGCCACCACCAGCAUAUGGCUUCCACAUGCUCGAGCGCCGAACAAUUGUUCUCGCCGACGGAAGCGUCCGAUCCUACUUUGCUCUGCCGCCUGAUUACCAGGACUUCGGUCUACCGCUGUCCCGGCCUGUUGAUCCAGCCGCAAAUCGGUUCCUGGGACCCGAUUUUGGUGGCGGCCCGCCGCGAUUGCCUCCUCCUGUGAGUCCGGAUGCGUUCCGCGAUAACCGGGAGUACUGGAAUGGACCUGAUGGGUCUGCGAAGAGGAAACUCCACGGCAGUGUGGAUGAAAAGGCUGGCAGAGACGAGAAGGAAGAACUAAUUAGGCAGAGGCAGCAUUUUAUGCAGUACGCAAACCCGAAUGGCUACCCGAUGGGUUCUGAUCGUCGUGGUGAGUUUUUGGCACGGACGAGCAGUCCAUCUAGGAGGGACUUGGUUGAUGAAAUGAGAGCAACCAAGUACAUGAGGAUCGGCGGAGGGCAUGACAGUGGAGGCACUGGGCUUAAGCAUCUUGAGGUGGACCAAAUUAAGUUGAAGAAGGCGUGUUUCCAUUUUGUUAAGGUGGUUUACGAGAAUCCAUCGCUGAGAAAGAAUUACUUGGAGGAUGGCAAGCAAGGUCGGCUUCAGUGUCUUGUUUGUGGCAGUGGAAUUGGUAAUCGGGCUGUUAUUCUUGCUUGA